AUGCAAUAUAUACCGAGUACACCUCAAUUUUAUGUAUCGAAUAUAUGCAAUGUAUUACAAAACAUUGUCAAUGCACCAGGAAGACAAGCACGUCUUAUUAUGCUUAUUGUAUGUAUUGCAUUAUUACUUGAUAAUAUGUUAUAUAUGGUUAUUGUUCCAAUUAUUCCGGAUUAUUUGACUAGUAUUGGAGAAUGGACAACUAUUAUAAAGAAUAUUUCAAAUAGAUAUUCUACUCAUAUUCAAAAUGAAGAUAUGGCAGUUGGAUUUUUAUUUGCUUCGAAAGCAAUAGUUCAAUUACUCAUAAAUCCAUUUAGUGGUGCAUUAAUUGAUCGUAUUGGUUAUGAUAUACCAAUGUGUAUUGGACUUAGUGUUAUAUUUGUAUCAACAAUGGUAUUUGCAUUUGGAAAAUCAUAUGGUCUUUUAUUUUUUGCAAGAAGUCUUCAAGGUGUUGGAUCAGCAUUUGCCGAUACAUCAGGUUUAGCUAUGAUUGCUGAUCGAUAUCAAGAUGAAAGUAGUCGAAGUCGACACUUAGGAAUUGCCCUAGCAUUUAUUUCAUUUGGCUCACUUGUUGCUCCACCAUUUGGUGGAUUUUUAUAUCAAUUUUUUGGUAAACGUGUACCAUUUAUUACUUUAGCUUUAAUAGCUCUAUUUGAUGGUAUACUUCUUCUUACUAUUAUGUAUUCGACUCGAGUUCAAUCUGAUAAUAAUUCUACAAUUAAAAAACCGAAAGGAACACCAAUUUGGCGUUUAUUAAUGGAUCCUUAUAUAACUAUAUGUGCCGGAGCAUUAGCUAUGGCAAAUGUUGGUUUAGCAUUUCUUGAACCAACAAUAUCAAUAUGGAUGCGUCAAGAAAUGAAUGCAACUGAAUGGCAAAUGGGUUUAAUAUGGUUACCUGGCUUUCUUCCACAUAUUUCUGGUGUGUUUUUGACUGUUAAACUUUAUGAAUAUUAUCCAAAUUAUCAAUGGUUAUUAGCUGCUAUUGGACUUGUACUUCAAGGUGUAAUGUGUUUGUUAAUACCAUUUUGCACAAAUUUUGGUUUACUGAUGAUACCAAUAAGUGGAAUAUGUUUUGGAAAUGCUCUAGUUGAUACAGCUCUAUUACCAACACUUGCUUAUAUUGUUGAUGUUCGUCAUACAUCAAUUUAUGGAUCUGUUUAUGCUAUUGCGGAUAUAUCAUAUUCAGUUGCAUAUGCCAUGGGUCCCAUUGUUGCCGGUUCAAUUGUUCAUACAACGAAUUUUUUUACAUUAAAUAUUCUUAUUUUUCUUAGUAGUAUAUUAUAUGCACCUGCUUUAUAUAUAUUACGUCAUUUUUAUGCAUACAAACCAAUGGAAAAUAAUGAAACACAAUCUCUUCGUCAUCAAUCUUCUCAUCAAAGCAAUUUAGAAUAUUAA
Molecule: messenger RNA, 1392 nt
Organism: Adineta steineri
Lineage: Eukaryota; Metazoa; Rotifera; Eurotatoria; Adinetida; Adinetidae
Source: the annotation of a GenBank genome assembly